Molecule: messenger RNA, 1428 nt
Organism: Nerophis lumbriciformis (worm pipefish)
Lineage: Eukaryota; Metazoa; Chordata; Actinopteri; Syngnathiformes; Syngnathidae
Source: RefSeq, a predicted model, not a curated record
AUGGAGGUGGACAAAAUGGACGAGAACGACUGGCGGUACCACGGCGAGGGCAACAAGAGCCUGGUUGUCUCCCACGUACAGCUGUCCAAAGUUCUGCGCCUGCUCAAGUAUCCAACUGAGGACUCUGAAAACCCGCCGCAGACGGCCGAGCAAGCCUUCAGGCAGAUCCAGAACAUCGUUGACUUCGGCUCCAACGUGAUGAGCGGCCUGCUGGGCAACAAGUUCAUCCACAGCGGAGAAGUCGUCAAGCUGCCGCUGGAGUUUGUCCGUCAGCUGUCAAUCAAAGUCCAACAGCACCGGCCCGCGUGGCGCUGCGACAAAGUGAUGGACAUCUACAGCGGCUGCGCUCUUUGUCUGCCCAACUUGACGCGGCCCAGCGGCCUCCUUACCCUCUCGCACAUUCCUCCGCUUUGUGUGGAAAUCAAGCCCAAGUGCGGCUUCCUACCGUCGUCCAAGCACAUCAGCCGAGACGUCAAGAGCAAAGUGUGUCGCUUCUGCAUGCACCAACACUACAAAGUGGCUACCGGGCGCUGGAAAAGACGCAGCCUGUACUGCCCGCUGGACUUGUUCUCAGGGAGCAGACAGCGGAUGCACUUUGCCGUCCGACAACUCAUUGAAGAACCUCAGAACAACUUCAAAAUCUUUAAGGGGGGUCAGUGCAUAUACAGCGGGGGCGCUGGCGACGAUUCCUCGGACCUUAACACUCUGCUCUACCACCUGCGACCUUAUUUCCUCUACGCCAACAAUCGCCUCCACGCGCACACGAGCGCCAAAGCCGUCCUGGGGGACUUCAUCCAGGUGCUGGUCAACGCCUUGCUGAACGGCGGCGGCGUGACAGAGCGACGGGAAGAUGGCCGCGCUUUCUGCGAGGCUAGCCUCUUCAACAAAGACAGAAGUCGACACGGCUCUCAGGGUUUGCCCGGCGAUAGCGUCCUGUCACGAAUUCUCCGCACGCAAAUGUUGGACAACCUUAACAUCGAAGGCAUUUACCCUCUCUAUCGGCGAGUGGAGCAACACCUGCGCGACUUCCCCAAAGAGAGAAGUCGCCUGCAGGCGGACGGUCCUUACAACGACGCCUUCUUGGAGCGUCUGCAGAAAUGCCCGGCGGAGGAUGACGGCUCGCUGGACUUCGCCGUGUCCAAGGUGCAUCAGUACCGCGUGGCCAUGACGGCAAAGGAUUGCUCCGUCAUGGUCGCCCUGGCGCCCGUCGCCGACAACGACCACUGCGACGACCAAGACUGCGACGACGAUUUACGCGGACAACGUCGCCUACGCGACUUCCUGCCGCCGCGACCGUCCGCCUUCUCCUACUCUGUGUCCAUCUUGGACUUGGACCCCAAGCCACUGGACAGCAUUCCCCUACAGCUGGGACUGGACCACAAGAUCGUGGCUUGUUAUGAGCGCGCCUUCGCCCUCAGGCCCGCCUGA